GACACCCAAGUCCAGCAGCGUGUCUGGUGCGAAUUGGCUGAUCUCUGCAGAAGUCUGUGGAGCUGCAGUUUUACCCAUGCUGAUCUUGACCAUCGCUCCUGAAGCUGCAAGUGAGGAGAGGUGCUUGAGCGAUGACCUUAGGAACCUGUCCCUCUCUGGCCAUGUGGGCUUCGACAGCCUCCCUGAUCAGCUGGUCAACAAGUCAACGUCACAGGGCUUCUGCUUCAACAUUCUCUGUGUGGGUGAAACUGGCAUCGGCAAGUCAACGUUGAUGGACACUCUGUUCAAUACGAAGUUUGAAAGUGAACCUGCGACGCACAAUGAGCCUGGCGUGAGAUUGAAAGCCAGGAGUUACGAGCUCCAAGAGAGUAAUGUCCGUCUGAAGCUGACUAUCGUUGACACGGUUGGAUUUGGCGAUCAAAUUAACAAAGAUGACAGCUACAAACCUAUAGUAGAAUACAUCGAUGCACAGUUUGAAGCCUACUUGCAAGAAGAGCUGAAGAUCAAACGAUCCCUGUUCAAUUACCAUGACACCAGAAUUCACGCCUGCCUAUAUUUCAUUGCACCAACUGGCCACUCGUUGAAGUCCCUUGACUUGGUCACCAUGAAGAAGCUCGACAGUAAGGUGAACAUCAUCCCCAUCAUUGCCAAGGCUGACACCAUUGCAAAAAAUGAGUUGCACAAGUUCAAGAGUAAAAUCAUGAGCGAGCUGGUCAGCAACGGCGUCCAGAUCUACCAGUUCCCAACGGAUGAAGAAACAGUGGCUGAGAUAAAUGCCACAAUGAGCGUCCACCUUCCUUUUGCUGUAGUUGGCAGCACUGAAGAAGUGAAGAUCGGCAAUAAGAUGGCAAAAGCCAGGCAGUACCCCUGGGGUGUUGUGCAGGUUGAAAACGAAAAUCACUGUGACUUUGUGAAGCUGCGGGAGAUGCUGAUCCGAGUGAACAUGGAGGACUUGAGAGAGCAGACGCAUACCCGACACUACGAGCUCUACAGGCGCUGCAAGCUUGAAGAGAUGGGAUUCAAGGACACAGAUCCAGACAGCAAGCCUUUCAGUCUCCAAGAGACUUAUGAAGCAAAGAGGAACGAAUUCCUGGGUGAGCUCCAGAAGAAGGAGGAUGAAAUGAGGCAGAUGUUUGUUAUGCGAGUGAAGGAGAAGGAAGCAGAACUGAAGGAAGCAGAGAAAGAUCUUCAUGAAAAGUUUGACCAUCUAAAGAGGACUCACCAAGAAGAGAAGAAAAAAGUGGAAGAUAAAAAGAAGGAACUUGAGGAAGAGCUGAACAACUUUCAAAAGAAGAAGGCAGCGGCUCAGCUAUUACAGUCACAGGCUCAGCAGGCAGGUUCUCAACAAACCAAGAAAGACAAGGACAAGAAAAAUGCAAGCUUCACAUAAAGCCUGUCAAGCCAAGGAUGUUCCUGCAUUCACCUGCUUUUGCAGUAAUGUGUCUCUGCCAUCUGUUUUCUUUUUUCUUUUUUCUUUUGUUUUUUUUUUCCAUUUUUUUAACACGAAUAACUAUUAACUCAUCUAAUAACCUAGUGGGAACAAGAAGAAAGAAAGAUUGGGUACAGGACUGAAUGCACCUGCAAGUUCAGGGGUGGUUGGAGGGGCAAGGGAAUGAUACCAUGUUAUUUCUCUCAUCAAAACCAGGAGCAGUAAAUCAUUCCUGGCCCCAAAUUUGAACUGAGUCAGAGCUGGACCUCAGCAGCUUGGGUGAGCGUUACUGGCCGAGCCAGCAUACCCAGCUCUCAGAGGGCUGGCUGCCGUAGCCCUGUGCUGAAGGGGUCCCUGGGUCGCAGAAACCAGCCUCAGGGAAUUACUGCUGUACGAGGCUCACAGCCGGGUCCCCGGUGUGGCUAAACUCUGGAGUUUAGUCCAACCCAUGUUCUUUCAACAGCUAAUGUGUUAGAGCAAUGAGUCCCACUGUUGGGGGAGAGGGAGGUGGGGAGGUGGGGUGUAGAUAACAAAAGUUUAACUGACCUUGCAUGCCAUUACAUUUGCAUGAUAUUUUUUAGUUUCUGUUUUUGUUGUCUGACUCAAUCAUACUAGUUGGCUUGGAUUUAUUGUCAUGUGCUGGCAUAUUUUUACAGCCACCCUUCCAGUUCAGUGUAGUAGCUACCUGUUGAAUGCUGCGGUGGGAACCAAAUGGUGCUGCACAGGUGCCUGGGAGAAGGACCAUUUCUCAUUACUGCUUUCCGUGUGUCACUUGCCUGACCAUACCCUUUGAAACCUCGCUUAAAACAGUACCUGGUUUUAAUGUGCAUGAUCUUAGCAAGACUUAGCAGCCUUUAGGGAAUCAAAUGCUUGGGCAGGGGGGAAGACAUAGCCGUCAACAUCCUCUUAGAGCCUUCAGGAGGAUUCCUGCACACACUUAAAUGCAGACGUGCCAAGCUGUGGGAUCCAGAAUUUCAUGUCAAAGGUGAGCGAGCGCCUGGACAUACAUCUUCUGUGUUCCCCACUGGCCUUCCUGCCCCAGGGAUGAUGUCCCUUCAACAUGCAAAGGAGACUUAGAAUAAGCCGGGCCUCGCUCUGUGACCAGCACAGUGAGAAAUCAGUCUGUUUAAUGUCUAUUUUCUAUGCCAUUGCUUUUUGGACAGAAUCUUUCCCUUCCUUCCCAAGAAGUGGCGAGCCAUGCUUGUCCUAUGACUUCAGGAUUUCUUUCUCUUCUGCUGAUGUACAGCAAGCAUUUCCACUGCUCCUAGCUAGGUAGUCUUCUGUUUCUUCCCUGAAAGCACUCUUAAAAAUAGCACUCUCCACCUGAGUCUCAUGCACUGCAGCUCUUUGCUUGUUUCUGGGAUGGAAUUUCUUGCCUCUCGGGGUGGGGGUGAAAGGCAGAAUUACCACCUUUUCCGAAGGGUUGGAUUGGGAAAUGCAUUUGGGGGUUAGCUUUUGGGUCAUCUUGCUUUUUAACCCUCACUGCUUCAACAUGGCUUUGGGAAGAGAAUAUCUAAAUACGAUGGCUUGGACAGAUGGCAAAAAUUAAUUGGAGAUAAAUAAACUGGAAGUAAAAUAGUUGAGCCCUUUCUCUUUUGUUUUGUUAGGGUUUUUUUGUCCUUGUUGGUUUUUGGUUUAGGGUGGUUGUUUUUUUUUUAAAAUCACACCUCCUGUCUUAUAAACCAUGAUGUAGUUUUUGUCAGGUUAACUAAGUUUGCUAGGGGGGUGGUUUGGGAAAAAAACAUGGUUCCUAGGGUUUCUGGCAAACCCAGCUUUAAAAUGUUGAGUUAUCAAGGAAGAAGUUUGGGUUUUGGCAUGGGUUUUUACAGUCACGUUAUAAGCACAUCACGGAAUGCUUGUGGCGGUGUGCUUUGCUUCAGCUGUUUCCAUGCAUGUCUUUUUAACUACCAGCAUUUUGUGCCAAGUAGAAAACUUAACUUUUAACAUUUAUUUGUCCUGCUUCAUUUAACAGCCCUUCCAGGGAUGUUUGGCAGGGGAAAUCAGCUGAGUUGAGCUUUUCAUUUUUUUUGACAGAAAGCUGUGGCCAAGUGCAUUAAUGUAUUUUUGGUUAGCUUCGUUCUCCAGCAAAAAGCAAGUUGUUUUGGAGAAACGGGGAAUAAACGGUAAACUUCCAAAAGUUAAAUGUACUCCUUUGUGUUUUUUGCAAAAGGACAUGUUAAUGAUUUCUUUCCUUAAACCCCUGGGCCAUGUUAAGCUUGUUCCUGCUGCACUUCUUUCUUCUCUUUACUCAUGCCUUUUUUCACAGUAGCCACUGAUUCUGCAUGGAGUAAACGAUAAACUCAAAUCUAGUUGGAUGUGUUUCACCUUUGCAUGUAAGUACAGUAGUAAGACUCACCCUUUCUGCCUCACUACUGGUGUGAAACCGGUUGUGUUUUUUUCCGGGGGGGAGGGGAGCGUGUCUUUAAGUCCGCUUGCUUAAAAGUGGCAUUGUUAAAACUACUUCAAAACUUUCUGCAAUCACCUGGUUUUGCUGAGAUGUUAAAAAGAAGCCGUAGGGAACAUGACAACCAGCUCCUGCUGAAUGCCUAAAGCAACUCUGCACAGCUUCUCUGCAUGCUUGAAGCUAGCAAGCCAGCUGGUGAAACUGUGGACAGACAGUUGCAUUGGCAAAAGCCUUGCUUGAGAGGCACUGCAGCCUUUAACGUGCAUUCAACAGCAAUGACAACUAGCUGAUAAUGCUGCAUGUUCCUGACGAGUUGGAUUUCAAAUCUUAGAAUAUACAAAGGAGCAAGAAAGCACGUUGAAACAUGUGUUUCUGGGAUGAUGGUGUUCCCAGGGCACGGAAUGAACCCUCAGAAUGGGAAAAUAACCAAAAUCCAGGCCUCUGAGGGGCCCCGAUUGCUCUGGCGAGGUGGGCACAUGUGUGUCAGGCAGUCCGCUGAAAAGGCGGAGAUGAAUAAGGGUUUGCUCCCCCAAAACUUCACUGGAGGGUUGCACAGUUACUUUGCAGGAGGGCAGUAAGUAGGAAGGUGCCCUUUGAGCUCAUGGUGGUUAAAUGCAUCACCUUGUACCUCCUGUGGUGUGUGAUGCUGCCAGGGAGGGGGAGAAGCGGUGAGCGGGGCUCCUCUGCAGCCCGAAAACUGCAACUUGCCACCCUCUCUGUGUGCUUUGGAUGGCUUGAAAGCCUAUGAAGGAGAUUCGUGGCUUUGUGUCUCUCUUUAAGCAUGUCUUUAUUUAACACGAGCAGUGUUUCUCCAGGUAGCUCUCAUUCCGCUUCUCCGAAAGCAUCCAUGUGAGAAUGGAAAUGUCCUCUUGUGUGUGAUCAUAUCAGAUGUGUCCAUUUGAAUCCAGUUACCGUUUGCCCUUCUAAGAUGUUAGAAGAGUGUGUAUUUGUCUCUUCUCCGAGGACCCUGGUUGCAUUUGCAGUAUGUGAUAUCCAUGACGCUCUCAUCAGCGUGUAUCAUGGAACUGUACAAAUAUGAAGGGUUUUUUAAUUAACGGAAAAUAAAGCUGUGAACAGCAGUAGAAAUAUUGUAUUUGUAUACAUUUUUAAUAUCCUGAUUGCCUUAAACUAUAGAUGUAGAACUUUAUUACCUUGCUAUUUGAAAAUAACCCAUGUUUGUAACAAAAUAAUUGUAACCUACAUACAGUGUUAAUGCAAAUUAUAUGUAUGCAUCUGUUAGACAUUGUCACUUUAUUUGAUGUUAAAAUAUUUCAGGUUUUGAAUUACAAAUUGAAUAAUAACCUUAUAGCAUAAGCUCAGUUAUUUCGUUUAUAUGCUUUAGGUUACGUACACAAAUAGUGCCAACAUUCGAAGUGGGGAGAGGAAAUAUAUUUUUACCCAAACG
Messenger RNA from Phalacrocorax carbo (great cormorant), 5238 nucleotides. Lineage: Eukaryota; Metazoa; Chordata; Aves; Suliformes; Phalacrocoracidae. The record is from RefSeq and is a predicted model, not a curated record.